This is a messenger RNA of Botrytis cinerea B05.10, 2285 nucleotides long. RefSeq lists its product as hypothetical. NCBI's taxonomy places the organism in Eukaryota, Fungi, Ascomycota, Leotiomycetes, Helotiales, Sclerotiniaceae. The transcript is spliced from 2 exons. The record is from RefSeq and is a predicted model, not a curated record. The coding region runs from base 826 to 1437 and encodes 203 amino acids.
GGACUUAAUAUCUUUUCCUUUCUUUUCCCCAACUGUCCCUAGUCGAUUAGACAAUACGUAUACGGAGGAGAUACUAACUAGCUACAGACGGUACUAGGUUGUCAGUAUCUAUCGCGCAACCACCCAGUGAACCACAAAAAAUACCUCUUCAUUCAUAUCUAAUCCCUCUCCCUCCUGGUCUCCCCUCCUUUUUCAUAUCUGCUCGACCCGUCUCCUCUCUAUCUUUCUCCUCUGCGUGGAUAUUCUUAAAUUACAACCAACUCAAUCAUUAUCAAAGUAGUUAUUUUCGUUGUACACAAAAGACAAAGUAUCCGUUCGAUCCUUAAUUGUUUACUCGCUAUCGUCCUCUCGCACUCGGAUGCACCCAAGUCACUACUGUACGAUUAGGUUCUGAGCAACACCCGAGAGGAAUCAUAAGCCUAAAACUCCAAUCAUUCCUUCAAAUCAUCCACCCAUUCAUCCAUCCAACUGAAUCACGUUUGACAACCAACCUUUGCAAAAGGAAUUUAAUUGAGUCAAUUGUCACAGACUCCAUACGAUAAGAGCUUUCAAUUCAUUUAUUGGCCUUGUGUUAGAGAAUAAAAGCUUCUCCCAAACAACCAUUCGAAGAUCCUUCAAAAAUAGAAAGUCGGUCGUUCUUACCUCGUUUCGAAAAGAGUGCGCUAGCACCACGAGUUAUAGAGCUUCUACGAACCUACCUGCUAUCCAAAGUAACCUUCAAAGCACCUUUAACAAUCGUUCCUCUGUUCGAGCAUCGAUAAACCAUAUAUCUCGAGCCAAAGAUCCUUCUUAAUUUUAAAAGAAAGACACCAAGUCAAACUCAUCAUGUCAUCUCCUGUCGAUGAGAAAUCGACUCUGGUCGACACAAACGUUCUUACCAUCAAUCGACCUACCCCAUCCCGUACACAAUCCAAUCAAUCUGCUCUUAGCACAAUCCAAGAUGUCGAUUCUACCCAUUCUUUAAGUCCAACUCACACUCGCUACGAGAAAAGCAGUCUGUCCCAAGAAACAUCUCCAUUCUCUCCGUUCUACAACCCAGCCCCUACGCGAUAUUCGCUCGAAGCACAGAAAUCCUCGUCGAAGCAGAAUAUUACGAUGUAUGAUACCGACGUCGAAGCUUGUCUCACACCACAACAAACAACGAAGAGCGGAACAUUGUUGGCGAAGGCGAAGACGGGUGCGACGCAGGAAUGUACGGUAUGGCCUGGUCAACAACAAAUGAAGAGGAAGAAGAAGGCCAUGAAGAAACACAGACUAAGUGCAGGUGUCUGCGGUUGCAUGGCUGGUUUCGAUCGAAAGACGAGAAUCUGGCUUAAGGUCUUGAUUGCUUUGGUCGUCAUUGCUCUUGCCGUCGGUCUUGGAGUCGGUAUCUCGAGAGCUGUUGGAGGAGGAGUUUGGAAGAAUUCGCAGAGCACAAAUACUGCCAUUCCCAGCUAAUUGGAAUGACUUGACCAAUGGAUUAGUGUACAAGUUAUGAUAUCCGUCCAUGUCGGCGUACAGCACAUCCUCUGCUACUGCAUCCUCGACCCACUAUACACACAUACCUCGCAGCAUGAGACUCGCAGAUCUCUUGCCCUUUCCAAUUCGAUUGAUCACCCAAUCUUAGAAUACGUCGCCUUGUACAUACACUAUCUUCGAUGUCGGUCCUUCAAUCGCAUCAUCGUUUCUGGGCGUUCGCGGAGCAUCUUUUCUCUUAUUUUCUUAUUUCUUUCCUAGCGCAGGGUGAAAUAAGCAUAAAGCACCAACAUAUUUUCAUGGUUUCGUUUUUCCGUUACGACAUAUUGCAUAUGACAUAGCUAAAUGAUGUGCAUACGUUAUGUGGUCCAUGGCGUGGAAACACCCCUUUCUCUUUUUUAAUCAUCGGUCGUGUCUAAAGUUCGGGGGAGGCAGAGCGAUGGAAAUCUUUGCUCGAAUUUUGAUUUCUCUUGCUGUGCAUAGAUGAUAUGAGGCGACGAUUGUGGCGGGAGUGGUAUGGAGAUGAGAAUGUUCAUACAUUGCAUACAUACAUAUCGUACGUGGAUAGAUGAGGACAAAACCUGUAUUUGGAGUAUUGGAGUGAAAUGAAUGAAUGGAUGGGAUGGAGGGAAAGAUGGGAAAUGCUAAUGAUAUGACCACCAACUACUUGAUGAAAUUUUUAUAUCUUUUGUGACUGUCGAUGUGAAACAGAGUUGAAUAAUUCCAGAUAAUUUGUCUUCAAGAAAUCAUUCAUGAACGUACAGCACGCACAAAUGCGAGAAAAGAAGCAUGAACAAAGAGAAUGAUAAAUAAGAAAAAUACUAAUCACA